Messenger RNA from Talaromyces proteolyticus, 1176 nucleotides. RefSeq lists its product as uncharacterized. The transcript is spliced from 2 exons. Gene Ontology annotation, biological process: regulation of DNA-templated transcription. Lineage: Eukaryota; Fungi; Ascomycota; Eurotiomycetes; Eurotiales; Trichocomaceae. Bases 1 to 1176 code for a protein of 391 amino acids. The record is from RefSeq and is a predicted model, not a curated record. Gene Ontology annotation, molecular function: zinc ion binding; DNA-binding transcription factor activity, RNA polymerase II-specific.
AUGUCCGUUGUGCAAACGCCACGUUUCAAAGAGCGCGAUGGCGGCAUCCCGCGCCGCAAGUCCUGCAUGGCAUGCGCCAAAGCCAAAAGGCGAUGUGAUCUAGCACUACCGACCUGUUCGCGCUGUAGUACACGGCAGCUCAAUUGCCAUUAUCCUUUUCUGAACCACGGCCACGCUUCGUCUGGGAAUCGGAGUCCACUCGACCUGCAUUCAUUUGAUGGCCUUGUUAGCAUGCCAAUGACGCAGCAACAUCAACAACAUCCACUGCCGCCGCCACCACGUUUUGAUAUAUAUGGAGUAGAUGAUAUUACUCUUUUGGUCCCACCGACCUUCCCACCUCUGCCACCCGAUGUCAUGUCCCGGAUAGGGUUUGCGUUAACGCAAUUAUUGGACGCGCCGAGGAUUAUGGUGCUUGAAAACCAGACGGCUUGGUGUCAUCCGCUGUUGUAUCGAAAUGGAAUGCCACAAUCCAUGCAAGAUGCCUACUCAUGCUGUUCCUUACACUUGACAAGAAAUGCAGCAAAUUCUGCAACAAUAACAUCAAUCAUUGAAUCUCGUAUAGCAGGACUUCUAGCUUCGGAGCAACCAGAUUCCCCGCUUGAAUGCCUAGCACGUGUGCAAGCUCUAAUUUUAUAUCAAACAAUCCGGCUCUUCACCGACGAUGUGUCCUGUCGCAUGGCUGCUGAGCUGGCCAUGCCAUCAUUCCGCUUAGCUGUGGCCGCGCUUCUACGUCACACGUGUUUUGAAGAUACCCUAUCACUCAGCGACGUCCCUAGACGCGCUCUCAUAGUCAACCGGUCCUCAUCCCCCGAAGAAAACCUUUGGUAUACAUGGAUCUUUGAUGAAUCUACACGCCGCACAAUGCUAUUAUCCAACUUUUUAACUAGAAUAUGGGAGAUUCUACGCGGCAGCCAGAAUCUGCAAUGUGAUCACAAACUAGGCAUCCCACAUUGUUGGUACAUAUCGUCGCAGCUGUGGCAAGCCCAGUCACCAUUUGAGUUCGCAUUAGCAUAUGCGCAGAAAAACCUAUUUCUAGUUUGGGAUCUAGAUUUUACGGAUUUACUGGCUUACGCGCAGCCGGAUGAUAUAGAUAUGUUUGGCAAGAUCAUGUUGACUGGUAGACUGGGGAUUGAUGCAGUGCAAGGGUGGUUCUCGGCACGGGGAGCGAUGUUUUAA